AUGCCAGUCGUUCUCGCUCGGACUCUUCCACGAAAGACUCUUCACAGUGGUCGCAUUGUACAUCGACGUAUCGAGGCUCUCGCACGUCCUGUCGUUAGCACCAUAGCGGUGGAAGACGGUGAGGCCGACGUUGGAGUCGUUCACGUUGCAGGCUGGGACUGCUUCGCUGAAGAGGCGCAGGUCCCACUUUUGAAACGUAAGUCGGGCGUGACCUACGCUUCUAUAUGCGAGGAUUUCCCGGGUGUUGAGGCUUGGGAGGGCGGUGGCUGUUGA
Messenger RNA from Penicillium cinerascens, 273 nucleotides. RefSeq lists its product as uncharacterized. The coding region runs from base 1 to 273 and encodes 90 amino acids. The transcript has 2 exons. The record is from RefSeq and is a predicted model, not a curated record. Lineage: Eukaryota; Fungi; Ascomycota; Eurotiomycetes; Eurotiales; Aspergillaceae.